CCCUUUCCCCUUCUUGUCCGCCCGCUGCGCAGUCAAGGCCCGACUGUCCUGGGCGAGGGACGGAAGAAAAGACGGUGUGCGAAAGUUGUUCCUUUGCUCCCUCCUUCACCUGCGGGAAGAAAGACAGAGAGACACAGGCAGCUUAUGUCUCGUGCGAUAAGGAAGACUGUGCAGGCCAUGCGGGACACACAGGGCGACAUGUCUGCCUGCAGGCCUCUUGUUUCGGGGGUCCACCUGCUACAAAGCAGUUGACACCGACUCCUCCACUCGCUGGAAAGUUAACUUGACAGGGGAUCGGUGCUGUGUUGUGUGACGAACCACAAUGAACGCACAUUCCGUGUGGCAUCACGCUUGUAUUCGGAGGAUAUGAUAGAUACUGCUGUGUUGAACAGCCACCUGUCGAGUCAACAAUCAGUCGCCAGCUACGUUCCCAGACCGCUAUGGGAGGGGCGCGAGUGUAGCAGGACUGACCUUUAACAUUUGUCGUCAUCUUAGCUGGUCGUGGAAACCGCCGCGCCGCCAUGUUUCGCUGGCUGAAAGACCGCAAGAAGGGAAAGAAGCAGGCAGAGGGCGGGGUGCGUUCUAAGGAAGACGACUACGGCUUCAAGCAAGGCUUCCCGGACAUGAAACGCGACCUGCCGCCAACUCCUGACGUCACUUCCGCCAGCAGCGCUGCCACGGACGACGACAGGUCCGUUCAUAUCUACGAGGAGAUUCCAGACCUGCCUUUCCGGUGCACGCCGGAAGGAGAGCUUCGCAUCCGGUUGGUGCGAGAAAGCGAUGGAGGUGGGGUAGAGAACUGUCACCUGGGGUCGGGGUCAGCAGGGGGAGCGACGCGAGACGUCAGCCCCUACAUGGUGGUGCCGCUGGAACGGUUGAUGGGGACACCGCUGGAGUUUCGCCCGCCGCGGCCAGAGCUGCACGGAGGUUCGUUCGCGGGCGCUGUCGUGGGACAUCAAAGGCGGUACCGCGCGCAGUGCGACGGGUGCAGCACAAGCUGCACGUGCGAAGGGUCGAGCGAGGGCACGACCACGCCCAGCUGGGAUGACUCCAGCGUCUUCAGCAGCACACUGGGCGCUGCUGCAGGCGGAGGCGGCAGCAGUGCUGCCGGUGACAUCAGUGACAGGCUGCUGAGUGCCAUCAACUUGACCCGCUUGCUGACGGCCAUCAGACUGUCGUCGUCGUCGGCCGAUACCCUCACCACGUCCCCCAUCUGCAUCGGUAUGGACAAAGACGGCAAGAACUUCAGCGUCAGCCUCAACGUCACACCAGUCUCGCACACGACCGCCAUCAAUGAUGAUGUCGACGAAGACAGCAACAACAACAACAACGAACAUCUAACACGGGGACCUGAUGCGGGAGAUGCUCCCGGACCUGGAGGUUCCUUCCCAGUCCCUCUGAGCAGAGUGCCUUGUCUGAGAUCCUGCAGCUGCGCCCUGAAGAAGCUGCGGAGCUGGACCAGGCCAAAAUCGAUGCCAUCAUCUCCAAGCUAUGUCCAGACACCUCGCGGCAACACCACCACCAUCACCACCAUCACCACCACCACCGUGAUUCUCAGUUACACGGCCACGUUCAGUUCCAUGACCCGAAGUCUAGCUGCCAAGACGGCGACGACCGCUUUGGUGACCUCACACGCGCGACAAGCGAGUGCGAAGAGGCGGAGAGUGGCCUGGACGGGGCGUUGUCGCAGCGCUACCUUGCGGCGCAGCGAGGGGAGAACAGCGACACGUGCUGCGAGUAUGACGUCAGCACGUCCACGUCCAGUGAGAGCGACCAGGUGAGCUACGACUAUUACCUGGCCAAAGUGCAGCGCACGCGAAGCCUUGAGUGCGCGGUACAGAAACUCAUUCGCAGGUCUGACUCCGACGGUGACUGUUACUGUGAUUCUGACGGUGAGGAGGUCGACGACGAAGUUGAGGAGAAGGUGGAUGGGUCAAAGGAUGUUGACGUGGAGGAGGAGGAGGAAGUUUGCGAGUGCGCUGCAGAUGGAAUUGGCCGCCAUCGUGAGGCGAAGGACGGUUUUUACACAGGGUCAAGACCUCGUGGCAGGACAACAAGGAGACGAAAGACUCCUUCACAACCGGAAGCAGAGUUAGCAGCGGACUCUGAUGACGGGACUAUGGCGGACAUGUCCGAGUCCGAAAACAGCAGUGGGUAUUACGAGUCGGCGGCGCAGUUCGAGCCCGGACUGGCGACCACUCGCGGGGCAAAGGAAGGGGUACCCACCCGGACAAGAAAAAGAAUUUCCAGCGUGGCAAGCGAAGCGGCAGUGAGAGCUACCCGAAAUGUCUCCUCACUUGGCGCAGACGGCGGUCCCGCUCGAGGACUGCACUCGUUCCCUUCUUCAGUCGCAGACCCCACGACCCCCACCGUGCGAAUAUCCCUCGCCGCCAACUUGCCGCGCGACAGGUCCUGUUCCCUCCCGUCUCUGACAGCUCCUGAUGGCACUCCUCUUUCCCUCGCUCUACAACCCUCCCGUGGUAAAUCUUGUAAAGGCAAGUGUUCAUCUGGCCGUAAAAACCAUCACCACCAGCACAGCCACCACCACCACCACCAUUCACAUCGUCAUCGGCAUUGUCGUCACCGCAGUCCCAGCAGAAGCUGCAAGCACCCUGGUGAGCGAUGCAGGUCAAACGACAGCGGCCUGGGGGAGAUAGGGAAGAAAGUCAAGUCCGACCCCAACGGUACCAAAGCCAAAGAUGAUGAUGGCGGUCAGAGCUCGGAACAAACAAAAGGAGGACUAAAGCGUAGUGGGGUCAAAGGUCGGGGCGACUCGGACAAGGUGCACGCAGACAGCGAACUGUGGACGAUGAGCGGGAAGAUUGAUGGCUCUAUCAAACAAAAACAUUGUCCGGGUGAGAAAAGCGGGUACAAAGACACCCCGGGCAACACUAAAUCGUCCUCGCGAAGCCAACGAGCUAGGGAAGGCCAAGGAGAUCCUUACGACCAUUAUUUUCCCCUUUUUCAGCAGCCCCAUCAUGACAGCGAAACCGCUGGCCGGAAAGGGCCACCAACUCGCGUGCUCAAGACCACCCCGAAAAACUCGAGAUGUAAAUCGGGUGGCAAGGCAGAAGGCAGGAAAAAAACUGGGCUGUCAGAGUUAGAGCUGCACCCGCCAAAAAUGGGGUGCGAGGAGGAGGGUGCUUGCCGUGACUCGCGAAGUCUCCACUACGCGGCAGGGGAGGUGUACUCCAUCCCCACCUCUCUUCCAGACCCCUCCGCCACCUCCUCCUACUCCGCGGUGAGGGCACUGAAGAGUGUGUCCUCUGUACCCAGUAAACUCUCUCUGGCCCGACACAUCCCCGAGAGUUCAGAGGUGUACGGAACUCGUGGUGGUGCGAACGGUAGUAACAAUCGUCUGCUGUCGGACCUGAUCAUGCUGAACUACAACAGACAGGUCUUUAAUCACGUGUGAGAAACAGAGAGAAAAACGUUAGAGCGAGUGAACUGUUCAUUGUUCGAAAUUUAAAAAAAAAAACACACACAACAGUAACAGACUCAAUUUUUCUGCUGCUGUGUAUUAUGAGAUGUUCCCAGAUUACACCUGUGCGAUAAUUUUUAUUCUUUUAAAUAAUAGCUAAUGUUCA
Molecule: messenger RNA, 3587 nt
Organism: Pomacea canaliculata
Lineage: Eukaryota; Metazoa; Mollusca; Gastropoda; Architaenioglossa; Ampullariidae
Exons: 2
Coding region: 522-1781 (419 amino acids)
Source: RefSeq, a predicted model, not a curated record